Penicillium soppii is the source of this 1230-nucleotide messenger RNA. RefSeq lists its product as uncharacterized. The record is from RefSeq and is a predicted model, not a curated record. Lineage: Eukaryota; Fungi; Ascomycota; Eurotiomycetes; Eurotiales; Aspergillaceae. Gene Ontology annotation, molecular function: allantoate transmembrane transporter activity; dipeptide transmembrane transporter activity. Bases 1 to 1230 code for a protein of 409 amino acids. Gene Ontology annotation, cellular component: plasma membrane. The transcript has 8 exons. Gene Ontology annotation, biological process: allantoate transport; dipeptide transport; tripeptide transport.
AUGUCAAAUAACCCAGUUAAAACGAAAUAUGAGAUGGGUCAAAUCGCCGAACAGCAAAGUGUUGAGAAUGGGGCCCUCGAGAGUUCGUUUCAAUUUUCCGCCAGCGCAGAGAAAAAGCUCGUUCGAAAGAUUGAUUUGAGGGUUCUACCAAUUAUGCUGUUUGCUUAUAUGAUGGCGUUUCUGGACAAACAGACAUUGAACUAUACAUCUUUGAUGGGAAUUCGGGAGGACCUUCAUCUGCCACUUCGCCAUGGGAUCUGGUUUUGCGGAAAUUCUCUUUCUUUGAUCUUCGGCAACUUGAUUGCUGUCGGCAUCUUACAAAUCCAGCACAAGCUACAGGCGUGGCAGUGGCUUUUCAUCAUCUUUGGAGCUGUUACAUUUCUUUGGGGAGUUGUCAUGCUCUUUCAACUUCCCGAUUCGCCGGCCACUGCGAGUUUUCUCACCGAAGAGGAAAAGCUCAUUGCGGCAGAAAGAUUGAAAGCAAAUAAAACAGGAUCUAAAACCUCGACCAUUGAUCAAUCUCAAAUUUUGGAAGCAUUCACAGAUGUCAAGACAUGGUUGCUUGCAAUCUUGAUUCUUGCUUCCAAUAUUCCGAAUGGCGGGUUCACAACUUUCAAUGGUUUGGUUCUACAAGGAUUUGGCUUUUCAACUUUCCAUACACUGUUGCUGGGAAUUCCAGGUGGUGUGAUUGUUUUCAUUUUCGUCCUGCUCUCAGGGGUCAUUUCAUCAAAGGUGCCCAAUACCCGAUGUCUCGUUAUGGUUGCAUGCAACGUGAUAAGUAUUGUUGGAAGUGCUCUUGUCUACGCCACUAGCUCUAUCGGUUCCAGGUACGCGGGCCUACUUUUGAUGGGAAUCUACUCUGCCGCAAUGCCUAUCUCGAUGGCAAUGAUUAGUUCCAACGUUGGCGGCUUCACAAAAAAGGCCACUGUCAGUUCUAUAUACUUCAUAAUGUACUGCACUGGCAACAUCAUCGGGCCGCAGCUGUUCUUCGAAAGAGAAGCACCAAAAUACCAGAGCGGAUUCCUGGCCAUAAUCAUAUGUUUGGUUAUAGCUGUGGCUGAUGGCUUCGCCAUUCUAUUCUAUCUGCGCUGGACAAAUGUUAGACGUGACGAAAAGGGGGUAGUGGAGACGACAACACUUGACCACCAAGAGAAGCCUAGCUAUUCUCAUCAGAUUGAGAUUCUCGAUACUACCGAUUUGAAGAACAAGGAGUUCAGAUACGUCUACUAG